AUGCCUCCUAAGCGUCGCCCUCCUCCAAAGUUAAAGUAUUUCAAAUCUUCGAAGUUAACGCAACCCAAUUUGGACAACUCUGUCUCGCAAACUGCGGCAUCGACCACAGCCAACGCCGCUGCGGCCCACAAUGACCUAUCUCUUGACUUCGCUUCUGCAAAGGAUGAUCGCACUGCACCUACCAACCAAUUGAUCUUUCAAGCUCAAGGUCCACUUCUUGCAAGCGUCAACCAAGAGGGUGGAGCUGAAAUUGACCACGAACAAGUAAUGCGCCAUCGUAAGAUGAUAUCAGGACAGGCCCUUGACAUCAUUAAAAAUACCUCCAGCUAUGGCACAAGCGAAGCCAAUUAUGCGAGGACAUAUAAGAAGAGACCAGCUGAAAAGACAAAGUCGGAGAAAGAUGAAACAGGCUCUAAACCUGCUCGUAAGAAGAGAUAUAAUACUGCUAAGAGAAGAGCCGCCAAGUUUGAUUUCCCCACCGAAAUCAUCCGUCUCAUCUUCCGAUCUCUCAUCCCCGAGCACCAAACCUUCGAAAGCGACUUCUGCACCGCCGUCUGCUUUGCCCUAACCUGUAAACCCCACUGGAAAAUCUUCCGCUCAAUCCACAGUGCCAAAGUCUCUCUGCUCGUUCAAGCCCCUAAAACAUACAACCCCAAAAAAUUCGACUGCCCCUACAGACUCGGCGACCUCCUGAUCAAGUGGAUGCUUCCCACAUACCGUCCUCUACCCUUUGAUAUGAGGCUGGAAGACACAAUGGAAAUCGUUUCCACCGUGGGCAUUGAUAUGUUUGUCAGUAUUGCCGAAUAUCCCGAUGUAGGAGGCGAGAAAGAUAAAAGACUCGCAACACGAAGAGCGGGGUAUCAACGAAACUUCUUCCAGGAAUUCUAUUGCAUCUAUCAUAAUAUUCAUUCGCACGGUCGUGGAAGUUUUGGAAGUCCUGCAGGUCUGAAUUGGUUUGUUCCGAAUCCGUUCAGGAUGGGCGCGGAAUGGUAUCCUGCCACCGUUCGCUUUCUCAAACAUACCAUUUUUAAGUGGAAGUCUGAUUGUCAUAUGGAUAGAGAAUACCAUUGGCUUAAUGACAAGGAGGAAUACAGCCGUCAUUAUCGUGUCUGGUUGACUUAUAAAACUUGGAUGUUGAGAAAUUGGGUCGAGGCGCAACCGGAAGCAAUGGCAUAUAAGAGAUCGCGUGGCUUGGGCGAAGACAAGAAUAGAGUGGGUAUGAGAGAUGGUUUUGAGAUGUUGAAGUUGGUUGAUGUGCAAACAAAGGAGCAUAAGGUCAAGGUUAGGGAGGUGGUUGAUGCGAUGUUGAAGUUGGUUAAGGGCCGGCCUUUUUACGGAGAAUAUUGA
Messenger RNA from Botrytis porri, 1347 nucleotides. RefSeq lists its product as uncharacterized. The transcript is spliced from 3 exons. The record is from RefSeq and is a predicted model, not a curated record. Bases 1 to 1347 code for a protein of 448 amino acids. NCBI's taxonomy places the organism in Eukaryota, Fungi, Ascomycota, Leotiomycetes, Helotiales, Sclerotiniaceae.